Molecule: messenger RNA, 2026 nt
Organism: Menidia menidia (Atlantic silverside)
Lineage: Eukaryota; Metazoa; Chordata; Actinopteri; Atheriniformes; Atherinopsidae
Source: the annotation of a GenBank genome assembly
UUUCAUCGUGUACCGACUGGUAUUAUGGAGGUUUGCGUUGAGCUUGCAUAGCAGAACAGAACUCACUGAAUUAUUGCAAAAUAUUGAGAUAUGUCGAGUUUGUGAAAGCAUGCCUGCAGCAGGCGGGAAGAAUUUGGGAGGCUCCUGCCCCUGUUUUACGUCUGUUUUCUGUUAAAGUUAACCUGCAGCUGUUUUGAAAAGUAAGAGGGUAGAGCAGGGUCCAGAGUGAGCAUAUUUUUAACACACCACAAGGCACAAGAAAAAAAAUGUUUUUUGAAAAAACAUGAUGAGAAUAUUGAACUUGAACUCCAACUGAGAAGCCGGUGUUGUUACUUUACAAGAUGAAAGUCUCGGGGAUCAACAGCACCCACCCCGACAACUCCAGCGCACAAUGUAAAUUUAAUGAAGAUUUUAAAUUCAUUCUCCUUCCUGUGAGCUACGCCCUGGUCUUCGUGAUUGGCCUGGCUCUGAAUGCCACGGCUCUGUAUGUGAUCGUGUUUCGAACCAAGCGCUGGAAGCCCUCCACCAUCUACAUGUUCAACUUGUCCAUGUGUGACACGCUCUACAUCCUCACGCUGCCCUUCCUCAUCUUCUAUUAUGCCGACGAGAACGACUGGCCAUUCUCUGAACCCCUGUGCAAGCUCAUACGCUUCCUGUUUUAUGCCAACUUAUACGGUUCCAUUCUGUUCCUGUGCUGCAUCAGUCUGCAUCGGUUCAUUGGCAUCUGUUAUCCUGUCCGCUCCCUCAACUGGGUCACUGCUCGGCGGGCCAGGCUGGUUUCUCUGGCUGUGUGGGCCUGCGUUUUACUGUGCCAGGCUCCUGUCCUCUACUUCUCAAGAACAAGGGAUGUGAACACCGAGCGAAUCUGCUACGACACCACCAGCCCGGAGCUUUUCGACGACUUCCUGGUGUACAGCUCGGUGGUGUCCGUGCUCAUGUUCGCCCUGCCCUUCAUGGUGGUCAUGGUGUGCUACGGCCUCAUGGUGCGGAAGCUUCUAGAGUCCGGCGGGGGCUCUGAAAGCGGAGCUGAAGGCGAGACGGGGGGCCUGACCAGCCAGCGGUCCAAGCAGAAGUCGGUAAAGAUGAUCAUUAUCGUGCUGGCAGCUUUCAUGCUCUGCUUCCUCCCCUUCCACCUCACCAGGAGCCUUUACUACUCUUUUAGAUACCUGAAACAGGUCAAUCCAAAGCAGAUCAGCUGCAGUUUGCUGGAGGCCUCUAGCGUGGCCUACAAGGUGACCCGGCCUUUGGCCAGUGCCAACAGCUGCGUGGACCCCAUCCUUUACUUCCUGGCAGGGCAGGAUGCCCGCAGUAAUCUGACCAAGAAGAGCAAACUGCCCUCACCGAAAGCAACGAGCGUGAACCGGUGCUUGACGUCGCGGCUGUGACCAAAAGGCUGGGGCUUCUCCUGGUGAAAAUGCUCCACAUUUUGGGGACAAGUCAUGCAUUUGUUGUCAGCCUCCUCUUGUAGACAUGACUCUAAAAUAUUUAGGGUAGUUCUCAAUCGUCUGGACCUCAUCUCUAUGGGAAAUGAUGAAUUUUUCAUCUCCAAGGAAAAAGAGCUUUUAAGGUUGUCUUUUUAAUUCGGCACUUUCAAUAUGCUGAACAUCCUUUAUGUGGUGAUAUCAUUGAAAUCAUAUCAGAAAGAAAAUACUUUAGAGCCAUAUUUUAAAGUAUGAAAAAUAUCAUGAGCAAUGAAUUUUUUUUUUGUAAAGCCAAUUUCUCGGUGCUUUCAAGGCCACAUUUAAGUGUUUAAAGUCAACUCAAAAACAUAACCAUGGCAAAUGUCUCUUUGAAAAUAUGUCUUCCUCUGACUUGAUCAACUGUGGGGGCCCCAGAUAACUGAUCAAACUGACUUGUAAUUGGUAUUCCUUUUUCCCCCCAAUUGAAAAUAGUCCCAAUUUACUUUGUAUGAUUGAAAGCGCCAUGAGUACUGUAAAGAUAAAUAUGCUUAUGAGAACAAAUCCUGGUGAAAUUGUGUCUAUAUAAACAACAGUUCUUAUUGUUCUUAUUCUUCUGAAAAUAUAAA